Messenger RNA from Pseudovirgaria hyperparasitica, 891 nucleotides. RefSeq lists its product as uncharacterized. Gene Ontology annotation, cellular component: membrane. The annotation marks the transcript as partial. The record is from RefSeq and is a predicted model, not a curated record. Gene Ontology annotation, molecular function: magnesium ion transmembrane transporter activity; cytochrome-c oxidase activity. Lineage: Eukaryota; Fungi; Ascomycota; Dothideomycetes; Acrospermales; Acrospermaceae. Gene Ontology annotation, biological process: respiratory electron transport chain; magnesium ion transport. The transcript is spliced from 2 exons.
CUCGGCGUUAUCGUGGGACUCCUAUCUACGGCUAUUCAAGGUGUCGGCCUGACCCUCCAGCGAAAGUCGCAUUUACUGGAAGAAGAGAAGGAUGAAUACGAACAAAGAAGGCCCCCAUACCGGAGAAGACGGUGGCAGAUUGGCAUGGGAAUGUUCUUGCUGAGCAAUAUUGUUGGCAGUACCAUUCAGAUUACGACUCUACCGCUACCAGUGCUCUCAACAUUACAAGCAUCUGGCCUCGUGUUCAACUCUAUAUGCGCUGCGGUAAUCCUCAAGGAACCUUUCACGCGGUAUUCGCUGUUUGGGACUGUCCUGGUGGCUGGAGGAGCCAUCCUGAUCGGCAUCUACGGCUCGAUGAAUGAACCCUCUCACACUCUCAACGAACUUCUAAACCUCUUGGCUCGUCCUCACUUCAUUGUAUGGCUUAUCGGUACCGCGGUCAUGGUGCUUAUGUCAAUCGUAGCGGCGUGGGCAGUCAAACGGUUCUCGGCGAGGCAGUCCACACGUACCCGUCUUCUGCGAGGAAUGUUUUUCGGCUUCGUUAGCGGCGUUCUGUCAGCCCAUUGUCUCCUCCUAGCCAAAUCAGCCGUCGAACUACUCGUCCGUACCAUUGUCGACAGGCGUAAUCAGUUUGACCGUUGGCAGUCGUGGAUGAUUCUUCUAGGUCUUAUAUUUUUGGCGCUGUCCCAACUUUGGUACCUCCACCGCGGACUUAAGCUCUGCAGCACCAGUGUUCUAUACCCCUUUGUUUUUUGCAUUUACAACAUCAUCGCGAUCAUAGAUGGACUCAUCUACUUCAACCAGACUUCUCGAUUAACACCUCUACACGCCGGACUUGUUGCAGUCGGUACCGUCAUUCUACUCGCUGGCGUACUAGCGCUCAGUUGGAGA